Molecule: messenger RNA, 971 nt
Organism: Saccoglossus kowalevskii
Lineage: Eukaryota; Metazoa; Hemichordata; Enteropneusta; Harrimaniidae
Molecular function (GO): protein binding
Source: RefSeq, a predicted model, not a curated record
CUUCAUCACUGAACGUUGUGACCUUCAGUGCAUUGAUGAAGGACUUCGCCAUCAUGAUGUUGUCUUCGUUGUUUUAAGGCGUCGCAUCACCUUUACUACGGCUUGUAUCCACACCAGAAACAUGCCGAUCAAAAUGAAUAACCUCCAGGAGGCGGCUUUUUAUGGCGACUGUCGAGACAUCCUGAAAGCAUUGGAGCAGGGACAGGAGCCGAACGCCUUCGACAAGACCGGUACGAGUGCGGUACAUAAAGCAGCUGCUAAUGGCCGAACCAAGGCACUUCAUGUCCUGGUGGAACACGGUGGUAAUGUUAAUUUACGGGACAGCACAGGAUGUACGGCUUUGCACGCAGCGGCCAGAAAUGGACAUCUAAAUACAUUAAAAUGGCUGGUAGAACACGGGGGAGAUAUCAAAGUAGAAUCAACGAAAGGAAACACGCCCAGACUAAGUGCCAAGUCACAAUCACAGAGCGAGGUCGUUGCAUAUCUCAAGAAAUUAGAACGAGAGAAGUUUGACUGGGAGACUGAAGAAGUUUAACAGUUUUUAAUACAGAUAAACUCUUUACUCGUAGCCCGUAUUAUCCAAUUUUUAUUGCCAGUCACCAUGAACCGAGGCGGACUGAAUUGGGGACAGGAUUUGUCUUGCAUCACAGGAAUUCUGUGCACAUAAUUAUGUUGAAAUAUGUUUGAGAGAGAUAGCAAGCAAGUGAGACAAUGAUGUGCGGGUGCAUUGUACGACAUUGUAGUCAAUCAUGGGUAAGGGCAAUAUAAUAGUUGAAAAGGAGGAGUGGGUGAUGCCAAAAUACACUAGGCUUAGUAUAGUAAGGGAAGUAAACAUAUUAGAACUGUACUAAAACACAUGUAAUUAAUUUAAACUAUUUACACCAAUAUUUCACCAAUACACUUCUUUCUUUCAAAUAAUUGUAUAUAAUUGCAUUGAGACUAAAUAAUAAACAUAGUACGUGUAUACCAGU